AACAGAACAGACCAGAACAAAAAUAAGAGAGGUUAUAAAGGUUCCAUACGUAAACGAGUCACCGACCAAACGGUUGUAACUCUACUUUUCAUCCGUCGUUUUUCACUCCCCGUCUUGUUCGUGCUCUCAAGCCUUGCCAACAUCAUCAGAUUUUCCAAAACCAACAACACGAACCCAACGAAUUAUCUCAAAAACAAUUUCCGGGUCUUUCAUUUCAGUCCAAAAUCUCAGAUGGGUCGUCGGCAGAGCGACUCAGAACUCGGCCGUCUCACACUUCUGGCCCUUUUCCUGAUGGGCGCAAUCUUCUGCUGCAUGGUGUACCUGUUCCUCGCUGUGGCCUCAAAACCCAGCAGCAUAACAACAGCUGAUUCGGUUUCGGAAUUCGGAGACGUUGGAUGGAGGAGUGGAGAAGAAGAUGGAGAAUGCUGCAGAGGGAUUGAGAAUUUAGAGCUCUGGGGUGAUGCUGUGAAAUGGGGUUCUGAGUUUAAGGUGAAUUCUUCUAAAGAGUGCUGCAUGUCUUGUAAGGAUAUGUGCGGGGAUCGAGAUGGGCAUUGUUUGUGUGACAGUUGGGUGUUUUGUGGGGAUAGAGAGGCUUGUGGACUUAGAUAUGGUGAGUGUUGGUUAAAGAAACAAAAGGAUACCUUGGACCCUGAUCGGAAAGACUCAGGUGAUCUGAUUGCAUGGACUUCUGGACUCGUCUUUGGAAAAGGAGAGGGUAUUGUCGGCUUGGAAACAGAGUAUGGGACUCUUCAUAUAAAGCAUCUACUCUCGUUCGGUCUUAAAUUUAUGCAGCUCCGUCCUGAUUGUGCCCCACAUUCUGUUGCCUACAUUCUUGAGCUGUUGCAAGUGCCCCGUUAUGCAGGCUGCCAAUUUUAUCGCGCAGAAAACCGGGGAAGCUUUUGGGACUCACUAGGAAACCAUGUAAAAAAUGCUCCGUUUGGCCCGCCUUUCGCGCUAAUACAAGGAACGCUUGCAGCUCACGGGUUCGUAUUUAAGGAGAUUCCGGCAGAGGUGUCUGGCACCAUCAGAAGAGGAUCGGUUGCCUGGAUUGGUUCCGGUCCAGAAUUCUUCAUCAGCCUAGCCAACCAUUUUGAGUGGAAAAAAGCUUACACUGUGUUUGGUUCCGUUCUUCCUGAAGACAUGGAAAUCGCCGAGAAAAUUGCCCAGCUUCCGACCAAACAAGAGGUCUGGAGUAACAUCAAUGUCUCCGUCUUGGAGAGUCCUGUCGCUUUAUGGUUCCGAAGAAUCAAGCCGGAAUCAUGAUGCUGCAAGGUUCGCCGGAAUAAUGACAUUGCCAGGUUCGAUGCGUACAUAAACACGCAUCAUGCUCAGUGUGAUGCUGUUUUUCUUGGGCUUUCUACUUAAAACACAUAUUGGCGAAGAAAAUGCAAGUUUAAUAGUUGUUCGUCCUUGCUAGUUAGAUUUGUUGCCUAUUCAAUUUGUAGAUAAAGAGAGUUCCCAGAUAUUGAUUCUCUAAGCAUUGUGUUACGAUACCAAGCAAACUGCAUCGCGUAAUCGCUACUCGGUUUCUAAAAUCAUACCAUGCUUUGUGUUGCUAGAUUCAGAAUCUGCUAGGCCGUCUGACAAGAGAACAUUUUUCUCGAAUAUAUAGUUUCCACUACACGAGACAAAAAGCUAAUCUACAUAGUUUCCGCUACGCGAGACCACAGGCUACAAAGACUAAGCUACAAUCUUCGACUAGAACCAAGCUAACGUGACCAAGUUCCACAUUCCCUCAACACUUUGAAAACAAAAGGAAAUUGUAAAAAGUGGCUCGUAAACGAGAG
Messenger RNA from Malus domestica (apple), 1787 nucleotides. NCBI's taxonomy places the organism in Eukaryota, Viridiplantae, Streptophyta, Magnoliopsida, Rosales, Rosaceae. The record is from RefSeq and is a predicted model, not a curated record.